This is a messenger RNA of Trematomus bernacchii (emerald rockcod), 1197 nucleotides long. Its product is annotated as claudin-3-like. Bases 1 to 648 code for a protein of 215 amino acids. The transcript has a single exon. The record is from RefSeq and is a predicted model, not a curated record. Gene Ontology annotation, cellular component: bicellular tight junction; plasma membrane. Gene Ontology annotation, molecular function: structural molecule activity. Lineage: Eukaryota; Metazoa; Chordata; Actinopteri; Perciformes; Nototheniidae. Gene Ontology annotation, biological process: cell adhesion; bicellular tight junction assembly.
AUGUCUAUUGGGCUGGAGUUGAUAGGCAUUUCCCUUUGCAUUUUGGGAUGGAUUAUUGCCAUUUUAGCGUGCGCCCUGCCCAUGUGGAGGGUGACAGCCUUCAUUGGCAGCAACAUCGUGACGGCUCAGAUCAUCUGGGAGGGCCUGUGGAUGACCUGCGUGGUCCAGAGCACGGGCCAGAUGCAGUGUAAGGUCUACGACUCCAUGCUGGCCCUCUCCCCGGACCUCCAGGCGGCCCGCGCCCUCACCAUCAUCUCCAUCCUGUUAGCCAUCCUGGCGGUGCUCGUCUCCAUCGCCGGGGCCAAGUGCACCAACUGCAUUGAGGACGAGGCCUCCAAGUCCAAGGUGAUGAUCAUCUCCGGGGUGUUCUUCAUCGUUUCCGGGGUCAUGCAGCUCAUUCCUGUCUCCUGGACGGCGAACACCAUAAUCAGAGACUUCUACAACCCUUUGCUCACGGACGCUCAGCGGAGGGAGCUGGGGGCCGCGCUCUACAUCGGCUGGGCGGCUGCUGCCCUCCUGAUUCUCGGAGGUGGAUUGCUCUGCUGCUCCUGUCCUCCUCGUGAGACCAGAUACAACCCUUCAAGGAUGGCUUACUCUGCCCCUAGGUCCGCAGGUGGCCCAGGGUUAGAAAGAAAAGACUAUGUCUGAAUGGACGUCAAGGAGGAAGAGACAUUAUUGAAUCACAAACCUGCUCGUUUCACCAAACUGACGGCGUAAUGAGGGAAAGAGCUAAGAAAACAAGGAGACUCUAUCAUGAAGGAUGUGUUUGAUUUUGCCUUUAAUGUUAAGUAUCUCUGAUUAGACGCUUUGUUAUUCAGAGACUGAAAAAGCAUGCAAAGGACAUUGGAGUGAAAAUCUCCUUUAAUUAUGUUUCACAGAAAUAGUGUUCUUAGUCUUUUUUAAGGUUAACACACUAAAAGUUAUUGUUACAAUCAGUAUGUAUUAUAUACUUUUUAUACAGUUCUGGCGCCUUAAUGUUUACUACUGAUUUUUUUUAAAUAAAAAACGCCAUCACUGUAUCAAGUUUAAGCUUUACAGGCACUGGGCACUGCUGAUUAUAAUAUGAAAGACUCGGAUGUGUUGAAUUUGACGAUGGUUAUCAACUAUAUUAUGUUCUGUAAAUACUGUAGUAAGAGUAUGAUUAAUCACCUGUAAAUGAGAAGACAGAUGAUAACUGUAUUCAAUGCAGCUUUUAGU